Periophthalmus magnuspinnatus is the source of this 2574-nucleotide messenger RNA. RefSeq names its product taste receptor type 1 member 3. The transcript is spliced from 8 exons. Gene Ontology annotation, molecular function: G protein-coupled receptor activity. The record is from RefSeq and is a predicted model, not a curated record. Lineage: Eukaryota; Metazoa; Chordata; Actinopteri; Gobiiformes; Gobiidae. Gene Ontology annotation, cellular component: membrane. Gene Ontology annotation, biological process: sensory perception of sweet taste; sensory perception of umami taste; G protein-coupled receptor signaling pathway. Bases 1 to 2574 code for a protein of 857 amino acids.
AUGGCUUCAACAUCUUUCAGGCUUCUUGUCUUUUGCUCUGUAGGUUACGGCUUAAGUUCAAAUGAGUGGUUUAAAGAUAUUCCCACUGAUCUGUUUAAUUUAUCUGGAGAUAUAAUCCUUGGAGGACUAUUUCCUAUCAGCCUGCUGAACAGCAACCUAAGUGAACGGACCGAGCCGGACAAAGUGACAUGUGGAAGUUUGGAUCAAACAGCACUUGGUCAGUCCCUAGUGAUGAAGUAUGCUAUAGAUGAAGUCAAUGCCAACUCAGACAUUCUCCCUGGAGUUAGAUUAGGUUAUAGAAUCUACAACACAUGUAGACAGCCGUCAGUCAUCGUCCGGCCCAUACUGUCUUUCCUGGCGAACAGGUCAAGAGAGGAGCUGCCUGUGAAGUGUAACUACACAGACUAUGACCCCAGCAUCUCUGCAAUCAUCGGCCCCUACAGCUCAGAGAUGGUCUCCGUCAUUGGGAAACUAAUGGGAUUCUUUCUUGUUCCACAGGUCAGCUAUGGCGCCACGAGCGACAAGUUCAGUGAUAAAACAACAUACCCAUCGUUCUUCCGUACAGUGCCUAGUGACAAGUGGCAGGUGGAGGUGAUGGUGCUGCUGAUCCAGGAGUUUCAGUGGAACUGGGUGGCAGUGAUUGGCAGUGAGGAGGAGUAUGGCCAGAUGGGGAUGCAGGAGUUCGCUAAAAUGGCAGAGAAGAGCUCUCUGUGUGUGGCCUACCAGGGCCUGAUCCCAGUCUACACUGAUCCAGGACCAAACAUAGACAUCAUCAUUAGCAACAUUAAAGCCACCAACGUCAGUGUCAUCGUGGUCUUCUCCUUGUCAGAACCAGCGGCUGAAUUUUUUAAAGGGGUCAUAAAGCAUAAUUUGACUGGUGUGUGGAUCGGCAGCACAUCUUGGACUAAUAACAGAAAACUCACUUCUAUUGCUGAAAUGAGAAACAUUGGUACAAUCAUUGGAUUCACAGACAAAACUCAGGAUGUGCACUUUCUCCCUGAAUAUGCACAUGCACUUUUUGACAAAAUUAGUCAAGAAAGAAAAAACUCCACUCAACCACCAACUAUCAACAAUCACAACCCAAGUGAGCCCUGUCCAGAAUGCUGGAACCUCUCUCCUGCAAAUGCAAGUAUGAUGGAGGAUCCUGCAGUUCAACAACUGGCUUUCAGUAUCUAUACGGCCGUCUACACUGUUGUAGAGGCAUUACACCAACUUCUUCAUUGUAAUAAGACACAGUGUGAUUGGAAACCGGGAACAACAAAGAUCUAUCCAUGGAAGCUGAUGCCAAUUUUAAAGAACAUUUCCAUUGAUGUAAAUGGCACCAAGUUUCAAUUUGACAGUAAUGGGAACCCAAACAUUGGAUACAAUGUGAUGCAGUGGGUUUGGCAAGACUCAAAUGUACAUUUUCGAAACGUUGGGAGUUUUCUGCCUAGUCUGUCCAUUAACAAAUCCCUCUUCACUUGGCACACCAAGGAUUCAACGGUGCCAGUAUCGACGUGCUCCGCGGCCUGUGAGUCUGGACAAGUUCGCAGAGUCAAAGGAUUCCAUUCCUGCUGCUUUGACUGCAUCGACUGUCUGCCUGGGACCUACCAGGCCAAUCGUGAUGACAUCCAGUGCACUAAGUGUCCGACGGGCGAGUGGUCCACCCUCCUCAGCACGUCCUGCACUAAGCCCACUUUCGAGGUGCUGUCCUGGGACAGGACAGAGUCUGUGCUGAUGGUAUUGGCUGGAGCUCUGCUGCUGCUGUUCCACGGCUCAGUGCUGGUCUUGUUACUCAGACACAGGAGCACCCCGCUGGUGAUGGCCUCAGGAGGUCCCCUGGCCAUUGUGGCGAUUAUUAGCCUGAUGGGGGCAUGCCUGAGCCUCGUGCUGUUCCUGGGACAGCCUACAGACACUGUGUGUCUUCUGCAGGUGCCACUCACCUCCUUUUGGCAAACAGUGACUCUGUCUAUCAUCGCCUCCAUUUCUCUACAGAUCUUCUUUGUGUCGGAGUUCCCUGAGCGGGCGGCCCCUCACCUGCGCACUAUCCGGGGCCCGGGCAGCUGGCUUCUGGUGCUGUCCUGCUGUGUGGCUCAGGCUGGCAUCUGUGGCUGGUUUGCGUUGGAGUGUCCAUCUCUCUCAGUCUACAUGGAGAACAUGAAAAUAAACUUUGUGAGUUCAUUCCUGACAUGUCCAGUGGAGCCUCUGGUGGGCUUCGCUCUGUUACAGGGCUUUAACGUGGUCCUGGCACUGGUCUCCUUCAUGUGCACCUUCAUGGCUGUGAAGCCUCUGCACCAGUACAACCUGUCCCGGGACAUCACCUUCUCCUGCCUCAUCUACUGUGUCCUAUGGGUCACGUUCAUCCCCAUUUACAUUGGACUGAAGGACCAGAUGAAGUCCAUAGCUCAUGUCUCUUUCUCUCUUGGCAGUAACUUCGGGCUCAUGGCAUCUUAUUUUUUACCCAAGUGUUAUCUGAUAAUGAGGAAGCCUGAGCUCAAUACAGCAGAGCAUUUCUGCACCAUUCUGGAGGGAGUCCCUCCAACUCCUCCUCAGGAUGAGCCACAGCCCAAAACUGAGACUGAAUCUGUGCAGUAA